Molecule: messenger RNA, 1519 nt
Organism: Pseudomassariella vexata
Lineage: Eukaryota; Fungi; Ascomycota; Sordariomycetes; Amphisphaeriales; Pseudomassariaceae
Exons: 1
Coding region: 307-1344 (345 amino acids)
Source: RefSeq, a predicted model, not a curated record
UGGGUAGGUAAGCUUGAUGGACACUACGAUAACGUGAUGCUACCACAAUAUUCUAAUGUUGGAAAUACUUACCUCAUAGUUGACACAACGACGCGCAAUCAUGGAUAUAUCAGUCGUACCAUCUUGAUGCUUCGGUCUCUGAGUUUCCGUAUCUUGAUCAUCUCUACACUCAAACCAGCAUCUUCCUCUUUCAGUUUUUCCUUAUUUAUUUCCUAUAUCUGUCGAGCACUACCCGCACGGUAGAGUAACCCUUCGCUGCUACUUAUACACAAUACCACAUUCGUUGUUGUCAUUAUUUGAUUCAUCAUGGCUUCUCGGAUCGCUGCUAUUUCUUUUGCUAUCUCGAUUCUGAGCGGGGUAGCUCUCGCUGGUGGUGAGGGUUACGGUUCGGGAGGUGAAGGUCACGGGAACGAUUGGGGCAACGGAGGUCAUGGUGGUGAUAACGGUGACUGGGGCGAAGGGCAUGAGACCACCAGCUGGGCUCGGUCUUCACCUAUCCCCGCGUACUCAACUUCGAUUCCCGAACCAGUCUACUCGACUUCAACCCCUGUUUACUCUACUUCAACCAUCUCCGAAUAUUCGAUUUCAAGUAUCCCCGGUCACUCUAGCAGUUCUUGGGAAUACUCCGCCAGUGUGCCAUCCAGCAGUUCUCGGUACACUUACAGCACUUCAGUGCCUUCUUCCACUACUAAAUACUCUACAACCAAGUACUCUACUACUGAGUACUCUUCAAGUGUACCAACAACCUACUCCUGGAAUCAUCACAACACAUCGAAGCCCUAUUCGACGAGCAAGCAUUCCACCACUGAGUACUCGACCACUGGAUACUCGACAAGUGUCCCAACCACCUCCUCCUGGCACAACCACAGCACGUCGGUGCCUCCAAGCUCGAAGACUGAGUACUCGACCAAGUCAUACACCACAACCAAAUACUCGACAACCAAGCACACCACCUCCUACCCCACCCCAUCCACCAGCAUCACCUCCUGCGACUAUGAAACCACUUCCAGUCUAGUCUACUACACGACCUCGAGCUGGGAGACCUUUUCCUCAGAGGCCUGCGAGACUGCUCCUCCCAAGACCUACGACAGCUGGACAAAACACGAGACGACCACGACUAUCUACGACACCUGGUCCAGCUACGAAACCACCAAGCCUUCUUCAUCGCUUGCUUGGACUGGCUACAACACCACGGUGUCGUGGACUAAGCCGCCUUCCACCAGCACUGGCUACAGCGCUCACACCACUCCCACGACGGCUUGGACUUAUCAGACUAAGACGCCGACUUGGCAGACAGUGAAGAAGAGCGAGGGGGGUUAUUCGACUAAGACUGGGGGGUGGUAAGAUGUCACAAUAAGGGUGGGUGGUAUGUGGCAGAAGAUUGUGGUGGUGGCAAAUCAUAUUUGGGCUCGUUGGCGUUCCGUUUGUUUACAAAUAUUGGGUGAUUACAUUGAAGCAUCAUCAGCUUAGUGGGAAUUUGAUAGACCUUUGAAAGAAAACUACAGUCACUCCUUUAUUG